AUUACGUGUUUUUCUUAAUUAUUCUUAGUAAGACAAUUAUUUGUAGAGAUUUUUACGUGGGCAUGUUCAAAAGAAAUGAUUUCUUGGUGGCUCAAGAUCGAUUAUAUAAAGAGAAAGUGCCUUAUGGACAUAUUUAUGCGAAAUAUGGAAGACAUUUUAAAUGUCCGAUAACAUAUUUAAGAGUAGUAGAUCGUUUAGGAGUCGGCAGAGGACCUCAAGUACAAGUCGUCAGAGGUGGCAUCCGAUACACUAACGUGGUGCUACGUCUGAGAUCACCUUACGGGCUGCCGAUAUCUGUGAAUAUAUACGUCGGAUGUGAAAAUAAGAUGGUGAUCACAACACCACUUGUACCAACGAAUGACGGUGACUUGACUGGUGGUGAUGCGACUACAAUCCCAGCAGAUAAUUCAAAAAAUACAGCUGCCACAACGAAUACUGGAGAAAAUACAGCAACAACAGUGACAUAAUAUAUAAACAAGCAUACCGUUUCCUUAAAGUUCGAUAACGCAUCUGCAGUUCCUCUGGCGUUGUGGAUGUCCAUGCGAGUAAUCAAUCACCUGUGUUCUUGUCGCUCGUUUGUCCCCUUCUUUUAUAAAAAAUACAGUUGAAAUCGGUGUGU
Molecule: messenger RNA, 619 nt
Organism: Papilio xuthus (Asian swallowtail)
Lineage: Eukaryota; Metazoa; Arthropoda; Insecta; Lepidoptera; Papilionidae
Exons: 2
Coding region: 63-467 (134 amino acids)
Source: RefSeq, a predicted model, not a curated record